Molecule: messenger RNA, 1753 nt
Organism: Spirometra erinaceieuropaei
Lineage: Eukaryota; Metazoa; Platyhelminthes; Cestoda; Diphyllobothriidea; Diphyllobothriidae
Source: the annotation of a GenBank genome assembly
AUGGGGGAUGGUCCGAAUACUAAGGCGACGCCCAUUCUAACCCAGUAUGGCAUGCAAAACCAAAUGAGCCUUUCUAUACCAACGAAGUUUGACGUCGAUAGUAGCACAGACACCGAUCUGGCCAUGGCGGAGGCAGAGGCGGAACGAGCCCUCAAACUCUCGCGACGACCCAGAUCCGAAAGUAGUAGGCGUAUCAGACGGUGGUCGAAGGCGCUGGCACCACCAAAACCGCCGCCCAAGGCGACAGGCCGUUUUCGCUCGCGAUCCAAGUCUAGGCCCGUACCUCCUGCCGAACCCAAGGAUGCUUUCACUAGACUGUCCGCAGAUCCCGUGUUGCCCUUCACCGGACCCACUCAGCCAGAUGUGACUUCUGUUCGGGAUCUGGACAAUGCCAGUCCGCUUACUCUCGGGCUGUGCCAGCAGUUUCCAUGCCAUUAUUGCAUAUUUGUCUACAGUCGUCCGAGCGAUGUACGUUGAGUGAUGUCUCUUUAGUUAUACUGUCCACAAAGAUUGAAAUUUUCUACUGUUGACUAUGCGAAAUCAUGCGGACCAUCGACUUUCCGGCACAUUUUAAAAUACGAGAAAAAAAGGCAGGAAUUCGCGGAGAUUACUUAGCAAUAAUGUUCUAAAGUGUAGUACAAAAGCGUACAGCAAUUGCUCGUAUUCGGUUUUGAAGUCAGAAUAUUUCGGCGAACGCCAGCCGCAUGUCUGUUUGCACAUUCCAGGUCCCAACUAGAGAGCCAUAGCUAAAUUUCAAAGACCGUUAACCAUCCAAAAGCAGCUUUAGUUUGCAGGCCAUCUCGGACUCUGGUUCGAAUAUAGUUGACCAAUUGCUGAUGGCAAAGCUGUAUUUAGCUUUACCAUCGUCUCACUAAGCGCUUGCGCUGAGCUCGGAAACUGAUGAAACAUACAGCUUACCCCUUAAAGGUUUUUUAACAAACAAGAUUAAAUUGAUCUCAUGUACGGAGCAUGCUCUCACAUCUAUCCCCAAGUUGAGCUAUGCUUAUGGACUCGCAGCUCGGGUUUCUAAAGGCGCGAGUGAGGAGAGCAACACUUCACGGCUUACAUUCCUGACCUCAUGUAGUGCUUUUCGCAAACCAUACGGUUACAUGCAUUUACAAUUUUGUAUCGUAUAAAAUUCGCACUGCAGAAGUCCUCUUAGAAAGCAUUUAUUUCUGUUUGAUAGCGUCCAAGGACGUGCCGAAAUGUGCAGUGCUGCUAAUCGACUUAUACCAUGUGGCAACAGUUGUGACACCUACUCUAAAUCCUCCAUCCGCUUCUGCCCCGCCAGGUGGAUAGCGACACAUUUCCGUUCCGACGGAAUGAAUUCAUCGCUCAGAUCAACGACGCACCGGACGAUGAGGCUCGCAGAAUGAUUCUGGACAGUCAGGAAUACCGCGACGCCAUACGUGACCGACGUGUAGUCUACAUCGAAAUUAACACCAGCUGUAGAAUUCGUCUGGGUGAGCUGGAGGGUAGAAAGUCCCUGAAGAAGGGUCUACCACGUCGAAGACUCACCGUUGCCGGACCCACCUUCUCGCAUAUUUGUGUUGCAGUCCAGUUGCUGGAGCACAUGUUUCCCCGACUGAUGCAGUACGCCCUCUACCCCUAUCGUCUACCACCUCCGGCAUCGGCCAACUACACCUCGAGGGAGAAGCUCACUGUCAAUUACAGUGACUAUGUGACUAGGCAGCCUGCCUGGCUUGGUCUCGUUCCGGACAUCCAUGAACGCGGUAGCUGGCGUAAGUUCUAA